This is a messenger RNA of Scleropages formosus (Asian bonytongue), 3997 nucleotides long. It is a transcript of the gene bmp10, whose product is annotated as bone morphogenetic protein 10. The record is from RefSeq and is a predicted model, not a curated record. Gene Ontology annotation, molecular function: growth factor activity; cytokine activity. The transcript is spliced from 2 exons. Gene Ontology annotation, cellular component: extracellular region. Gene Ontology annotation, biological process: BMP signaling pathway. NCBI's taxonomy places the organism in Eukaryota, Metazoa, Chordata, Actinopteri, Osteoglossiformes, Osteoglossidae. Bases 509 to 1957 code for a protein of 482 amino acids.
AACAACACACAUAGAAAAAAUGCAGAGCUUCCCAUUUCAGAGAUAAGGGACAGAAAGAAAGGGGGGAGAGAGACACACAGAGAAGAAAAAAGUCAAGAAGAGAGAUGCCACAGCGGAACGGAGCUGAGCCACCCUCCUGCCGGAACUUAAAGUUUCCAGAAGAAUACUUCAAGGGGCACGCAUAGGCCACAAAGGACAGAUAAAAGGUUUUCACAAGAGUCUGCGGUCGCCAUACGAGGGGACGGAGAGAAAGAGGGGCGCAGAGGAGCAAACUCUACAGACUUAUCAGCAGAAAGGGUUGCCACCGCAGCCCUGCUCUCCCAUGUGGACCACGCAAUCAGCAGGGACAAACCUGUUCUGAAGAACGUUCAGUGGACGGUGUCGUGAGAAGAAAGUGCCGAGUUCACAGUGGCUGAAGUUCUGCUACGUUUAUGCAUUAGAACUUCACAGAGCAUCACCUACACCCCAGACAGAGAUCAAGUGACCUAGGCAGAGCUAUCCUCCAGCAAUGCCUGCUGCUGGGGUCUCCAGACUUGGGAGUGUUGGCAUCAUGAUUCUUCUUACCUUGUUCCCCCUGGCCCUUCUGUGGCCCCACAUGUGCCAGAGCAGCCCCAUCACCGCACCGGAAGCAACCGAUGGCCGAGGGAAUUUUGCGGACCCUUCGCUGUUGGAGCAGGAUGCCGACCUGAACAUGCAGGGCCUCCUGGAAACGUUACGUGGGCAGCUCCUCCGCACCUUCAACUUGUCAGGCCUGGGCCCAUCGGUGCAGCCUGGGGCACCACGUGUUGAGCCACCAGAGUACAUGCUGGAGCUGUACAAUCGUUUUGCCAACGACCACACAGCCAUGCCUACAGCCAACAUUGUCCGCAGCUUCAAGAAUGAAGACUCUUCUCCUCACAGUGUUGGAGUUGGGGGUGUGAGGAAACACCCUCUGCUGUUCAACGUGUCCGUCCCUCACCAUGAGCGCAUCACUACAGCUGAACUGCGCCUUUACACAUUGGUUCAGCGGGACCGUCGCCUCUACUUUGGUGUUGACCGCAAGGUGACCAUCUUCGAGGUACAGGAACGGCAGCGUAAUCCAGACAACGGCCACAUGACGAGGCCUACGAGUGGAGUUGAAGAACAAGAGGAAGAGGAGAACCUGGAAUGGGUGGAGCUGGCAUCCAGACAAGUUUAUGGUACAGACAGUGGCUGGGAGUCUUUUGAUCUAACUGCUGCUGUCCAUCAGUGGCACAAAAGGGAGUACAGCACCACACACAGACUGGAGGUACACAUUGCAAGCCUCAACAGUGAGGGUGUAGUAAGGCACACUGAAAUGAGAGAUGAUGCAAAUGUCAGGACACUAGGAGGAGAUAUGGACAUUGACAUGAGCUCGGAAGCCAAACACAAACCCUUGCUGAUUGUGUUCUCAGAUGAUCGGAGUGGAGAUCACCAUGCAGACAAGAGGGAGUUAAAUGAAAUGAUUGGACAUGAAAGCCAAGGAGCAGGACUUCAGAGCAACCUAGCUGUGGGGUUCAAUAGCUUGUGGGACGAAGGAGAUGGUGGGUUUGAAGAGGACCAGGAUGAAGAAGCCCUGAUCCAAAUGCGUUCAAAUCUGAUUUAUGACACGGCAUCCAGGAUCCGCCGAAAUGCAAAGGGCAACCAGUGCAAGAAGACCUCCCUCUACGUAGAGUUCAAGGACAUUGGAUGGGACAGCUGGAUCCUGGCACCCACCGGGUAUGAGGCUUACGAGUGCAGUGGUGUGUGCUCCUAUCCACUGACAAAGCAUGUCACACCCACUAAGCAUGCCAUAGUACAGACACUUGUCAACAUGAAGAGUCCCCAGAAGGUGUCUGGUGCCUGCUGUGUGCCCACCAAGCUGGAUCCCAUCUCCUUGCUGUACCUGGAUGACACGGGUGUCGUCACAUACAAGUACAAGUAUGAAGGCAUGGUGGUAGCGGAAUGUGGCUGCAGAUAGUCCUGCUGCCUAAGCAGAGAAGGGAGAAAGAACUCUUUGAAAACAGGUUGGGAUGGGGUUAAUGACCUCAGAAACAAACUCAAAGACAUCAGAGCAAUGUCCUGACUCAAAGCAGACAAUGCAGAAGUAGCUAAAGGAUUUAAUUUGGUAUACAGUCAAAAUCGUAUUAUACAAGCCUUAGUUAUACUUUAAUUCAGCUUCACUGAAAGUCUAGUCAGAGAUCAACAGGUAAUUCAGGACCUGGGAAAUUUCUGAAUCAUGAAUAAAUACAGAGACAAUAUGGGACCUGCUUUAUAAUAUUGGACAUGACUGAUGAGGAGUUUUAAAGUUUAUUUAUGUAAAGAUUGUGUGUGUGUUUACUGUCUGUAAAUGUGUAUAUUUUGUAUUUCAGGAAAGAGCAUAUUUAAUUAUGAUGUACAGUGCAAUGUUGUUAAUAUCAUUUAAUUGGUGACAAAAACAGAGAGUUAAGAACAAUGCCACAAUGAAUAGCACAUAAAUAAGUAUAAGUGGGGAGCACAUGUACAUAAAUGGAAGCAUAUAUUCAUUAGAGGAAAUAUUCUCAGUGCUCAGCCAAUGUGCAGAAUUAAAGAACAAAAUCAGCAUAUGACCUUUACAGUGGAUUUAAAAAUCAGUGGUAUACAUAUGGCAGAGGUUUAAAACACUGUGUUAUCAAACAUUUUUUAUAUUUUUUUUCUCUCAGUUCUCCAUGGUUUGCCAUGGGGUCAAAGUCAUGCUUGGUGUUUGUGGUUCCCUGUGCAUCUACACGAGCAUUGGAGAGUUUUUUUGCGGGUAAAGGCCAUGGAGGUUGCUGGACUGAUGGGAAAAGACUGUGGAAGGUGUCAUUUUAUAGAUGCGAUGAAAUGAAAUGAAAUAUUAUGAAUCAAUGGGAUUCUCACAGUGAUUACAAAAACUACCGUCACAAACAAGCUCAUGGUGGAACUGAAGAGUUCAGAGGCCACCGCGUCCAUAAUACUUUAUUUUCGAAACCUAGAAUCGUUUCCCUUUUUCCUCAUACUUGGACACUUCUGGGGGAGAGAAACAGAUGAUACUGGGAACAGUCACUGGAAACAUUCACUCCAGUCCUCUUGGACUUUGAAACAUUUGAAUGCACACCUGAAAUCGCUGGGCAAUAUAGCGUGAAAAUGUGCAAGGGGCACAAACAUGCCAAAAAUCUUUUUUAGGGAGCAAAUAAGUUGGACGAAUCUGCCCCUUCUAGAUCUGAAAUAUGUUCUGCUUUCCUUGGCGGUAAGCUGAAAUGGGGAGUUAGAGAGAUGACAACCGAACGCGCCCAACGGGGGACUGGAGGUCGUUCAAAGGUGCGAGGGCCUGGCCAGGCGAAUGGCUUUGCUCUGCCAGCACAGAUGACUUCAUUUGCUUCUUCCGCUGGGAUUAUCAUUGACCCCAGAGCAGGACUCAAAUCAACACGUCAUAUUGCUCACUGCAGCCACUCAACAGUACCAGCGCAAGAAAAGCCACCCAAAUCGGAUCGAACCUCUCCAGCUCUUUUUUUUCUGAGUUAUCUUCCUGGGCCGCUAGGCCCCUGACCCUUGGAUUGUUACAUGCCAAGCAAGCCACUCCAUGGUGUGGCGAUAAGGAGGUGUUGGCGCUGAGAAACAUGUGCGCGGUUGCCUGAGACCUGAUGCCAUUCUAGGGUGGGGGUCAGCAGGGUGGGAGAGAAGGCUGUCAAGAUUCCUGGACUUUAACAGCAAUAGACCCUGCUGGCUAAACACACUGAUCCCAUGCAGUGUCCUCUCUGAAGACCUCGGUGCCCUGAUCUCUCAAAGCCGUGCUGUCCUUUUGCCUCCCCAUUCGUCCUUCCCUCCUCUGCCCUCAGCUUUUAUGGUAAAGAUCCCUGACCGCCACGUCCAACCCCUCCGCUGUGAUGAGUCCCGAGCAGAAAGCUCUGUCAGAACACCGCCGCAGCAUGCGCUGUGACUUUUUAUUUCUUAGCUGGACUCGGAGACAAAUGCUCUCUUUGUAACUCCUCUAGUGUUUCUGUCACAUUUGUAUUAUUGUUUUUUGUAUUCCUGAAAUACAACA